AUGGCUUCAGGAGAUAUUCAAUCAGAUGAAAGUCUUUAUCCAAUCGCUGUUUUAAUUGAUGAACUUCGUAAUGAAGAUGUUCAAUUACGUCUAAAUAGCAUAAAAAAAUUAUCUACUAUUGCAUUGGCACUUGGUGUUGAAAGAACACGAUCUGAACUUAUUCCAUUUUUGACUGAUACAAUUUAUGAUGAGGAUGAAGUUCUAUUAGCAUUAGCUGAACAAUUAGGUACAUUUACACAACUUGUUGGUGGUGAAAGUUAUGUCCAUGUUUUAUUGCCACCAUUAGAAAGUUUAGCACAAGUUGAAGAAACAAUUGUACGUGAUAAAGCUGUUGAAUCACUUCGUAUAUUAGCACCACAACAUUCAACAACAGAUUUAGAAACAUAUUUUGUACCAACUGUUAAACGUUUAGCACAAGGUGAUUGGUUUACAUCACGUACAUCAGCAUCAGGUCUUAUAUCUGUUUGUUAUUCACGGGUUUCAAAUCAUGUUAAAAGCGAAUUACGACAAUUAUUUAAAAGUCUUUGUCAAGAUGAUACACCAAUGGUACGUCGUGCAGCAGCAUCAAAAUUAGGUGAAUUUGCUAAAGUUGUUGAACCAGAAUAUUUACGUCAAGAACUUGUUAUAUUAUUUACUAAUUUGGCAAAUGAUGAACAAGAUAGUGUACGUUUGUUAGCUGUUGAAGCUGGUAUAUCAAUGGCAGGUCUAUUUCGACAUGAAGAUCUUGAACAACAAAUGAUGCAAACAUUACGUUCUGCUACAGAAGAUAAAUCAUGGCGUGUACGAUAUGUUGUUGCUGAUAAACUUGUUGAAUUACAAAAAGCAGUUGGUCCACAAAUAACAAAAGAUGAUUUAGUUACAGCUUAUUGUUCAUUAUUAAAAGAUCCUGAAGCUGAAGUACGUGCUGCAGCUGCAUCGAAAUUAAAAGAUUUUUCUACACAUUUACCUGUCGAUACACGUGAACAAAUAAUUAUGUCACAAAUUUUACCAUGUGUUAAAGAUAUGGUUGGUGAUAUGAAUCAACAUGUUAAAUCAGCUUUAGCUUCAGUUAUAAUGGGUCUUUCACCAUUACUUGGCAAGGAUAAUACACUUGAACAUCUUUUACCAUUAUUUCUUAGUCAACUUAAAGAUGAUUAUCCAGAAGUUAGACUUAAUAUUAUUUCCAAUCUUGAUUGUAUAAAUGAAGUUAUUGGAGUUCGUCAAUUAUCACAAAGUCUUCUACCAGCUAUCGUUGAAUUAGCAAGUGAUGCUAAAUGGCGUGUACGUCUUGGUAUUAUUGAAUAUAUGCCAUUAUUAGCUGGUCAACUUGGUCCAGAAUUUUUCGAUGAAAAAUUAAGUAGUCUUUGUAUGAGUUGGCUUACAGAUCAUGUCUUUGCAAUACGUGAAGCAGCUACAAAUAAUUUAAAAAAAUUAGUUGAAAAAUUUGGUCGAGAUUGGGCACAAGGUACAGUUAUACCAAAAGUUAUACAAUUAGCACGUGAUCAAAAUUAUUUAUAUCGAAUGACAUGUUUAUUUGCUAUUAAUGCUUUGGCUGAACCAUGUGGUCAAGAUAUAACACAACGAAUGAUGUUACCAACAAUACUAACACUUGCCAGUGAUACUGUUGCUAAUGUUCGAUUUAAUGUUGCUAAAACAUUACAACGUAUUUAUCCAAUACUUGAUCAAAGUGCAUUAGCUUUACAAGUUAAACCCUGUUUGGAAAAAUUAAGUCAAGAUUCUGAUCAUGAUGUUCAACAUUUUGCCAAUGAAGCUCUUGAAAAAGUUAUUGAAGCUUUAUGA
Rotaria sp. Silwood1 is the source of this 1779-nucleotide messenger RNA. The record is from the annotation of a GenBank genome assembly. Lineage: Eukaryota; Metazoa; Rotifera; Eurotatoria; Philodinida; Philodinidae.